Messenger RNA from Mytilus californianus (California mussel), 2387 nucleotides. RefSeq lists its product as uncharacterized. Lineage: Eukaryota; Metazoa; Mollusca; Bivalvia; Mytilida; Mytilidae. The coding region runs from base 1 to 1875 and encodes 624 amino acids. The record is from RefSeq and is a predicted model, not a curated record. The transcript is spliced from 4 exons.
AUGUCAUUAAAGUGGACCCUCCUGUUGUUUGACCAUGAUGGCUUUACUACUGUUUGUGAGACUAAAAAGUUGAAAAAGUUAGAUGGUUCCAACAUAAGUGAUGUCAACCUUGUCAGCAAAGCAGACCAAGUAAAAUGUGUCUUUGGAAAGGGUGUUUUUCUUGCUGAAGUGUUAGAGUUAGCAGAUACUAAAUCAGUGCUGAAUAAUUUUGAAAGCAACUGGUUGAAUUCUCACAGAGCCAUUUCCAUUCAAAAAGAACAAGACAUAAGACAUGAUUCCAAUCAGAACUUGUACGGUGGUUAUCUAAAGAUCUGGCCUGAAGAAACUGACAACACUACUGAACAAAUACCAGUUGUAAGACCUGAAGAGCCAGCAGCUGCAAGUCAUGAAGCAGAUUCAGACAAUGAAGAUACUAGACCAACUAAAAUUAGACGGUUAUCUCCAAAAACAAAAGAGGGCACAAAUGGAAGAAAAAUAACGGUUUUGUACCAAGGAAGUGGUGAAACACCUGGUGAAGUUAUUGAACCAAAGAGAAAACCAUGUUUCACUGAAGACUUGACAGUCGACCAAACAGAUAUAUUAACAAACCAAGUAGAAAGUAAAAGUCAUACAUCUGCAUUUAUACAAACAGAGGAUGUUCUGCUCUUUACCAACACACAGGAAUUUCUUUCUUACUAUUCACAAGCCAUGAAAGAACAACCAAAAUCUAACACCACAACACCAGAAAUACCAUCUGACUCCAAUAAACAUGAUAAACUGUAUGCAACCACCCCGACACAGACACAACCUUCUGUCAUUUUUAGUCAGCUCAGGAAAGGAAGCCAUGAAAUGUCUACACAGACCACAGACAUGCCAGAGUCAACACCUAUAAAUUGCACCAUUGAAAAAAAGUUAGAAGAACUGUUAAACACACAAAACGCCAUACUCCAAAUACUAAGAAGACAGAAUGAUGGAAAUAUCAGCGAUAUUCUCAACCUAACAAACAGCAUACCUGAUCUAUUAGAUAACAAUGAGCCAGAUCAACAAAGUAUAAUUAAGUACAUUAUUAAGUACCCAUCAUCUGAAGAGGCAAAACAGCAAACAGAGUCAAUUGAUCGGCCAGCAGUCUCGAGUGACAUAUUAUCUCCGCCAGCUCUAGAAGCGCUAUCAUCAGAUGAAGAAACAUCUAUGCCCACCUUUACUAGACCUAGACAGAUUGCCAAACAAUCAACACAACCAACAACCUUUAGAUCCGAUGAUGUUUUGUCUUCUACGUUACAAGCCAUACAAUCUUUAGCCAGUCAAACUGUUGCACCAACUACACUUAUUACAACACAAUCCAUGCAACCAUCAGCAUCAGAAACUGUUGUAUCAACAGACAUAUCUCCUACCACAGUCUCAAUUAGCCAGAUGCAGUCUUUAACAGGAACAUCAUCAUUAACACCACUUCCUACAACCAUACUGCCACUUGUUGAAACAUCACCAAUUUCAAUUUCGAACUUGUCUAACAGUAGACCUAGCAAAGAGGUAUCAUGGCGUAAAACAAAGACAAUUACCCAAUGUUUUAGUGGAGCACUGUUAGAAGUUGUAAGUCCAGCUGAUUUGCUACUUGCUCUUGCAGACACAGAGGUUCGGAUUAAACCUGACAAAGUGCGCACAGUAAUGAGUGACUCUGUAUCACCGAGGAACUUUGGUUGGAACCUUGUGAAGAUGCUUUUUUCACCACAAGAAAUUAUUGGCAGAAACUUCUGGGGUAACAAAGGAAAAAUCCCAUUGUCACCAAGACGUCGCCAUGCCAUAGAACAUGCCAUUAUUGACACUUAUGGUCAAGAGAAUCUUCAAACCUGCAUAACAGGUAUAAACACUGGAAUCCGUAACUUCCGUUCAGAACGAUAGUGUUACAUGUUAACAAAAUUGUGAGAUUGAACAUGUUAAUUUGAAGUGACUGUGAUUUACAAUUGAAUGUAAUGAGUGUAUAUAUAUAUAUAGAGAGAGAUGUGUUUAUUACUAUUUUGUGAAAUUUGUAUUUUAAUGAAAGUAAAUCUGAUAAUGCUAGCAAUAUGAACAAGAUUAUUUUUGAUGAGGUUUUAAUUUGUUUUGUUUGUCUAAACGUGAUAUAAAAGCAUGUUGAAGUGACCAAGGUGACUGUGAUUUAUAAACGAGUGUAAUGAAUGUAUAUACCAUGUAUCAUGUGUAUAUAGAGAUGUGUUUAUUAAUAUUUUGUGAAAUUGUUGGUAUUUUAAUGAAGUACAUUAACACAAUGUAACAUGAUUAAGUAAAUCAGAUAAUGCUAUCAAUAUGCACUAAAUUCUUUUUGAUGAAUGUUUUAAUUUAUUUUGUUUGUCUAAAAGUGAUAUAAAUUAUUAGAUACAUGUAUAUAUGACUACAAAUAAAUUAUUUUUAACUUA